GCUUCUUUUCAUGUUCAGGCUUGAAGUUGAAGUGCAUGUAUCUCUCGCGGCCAGGAGUUCAUCACAUUUUCAAGCAAUUCUAAUAUUCGUGUUCUUGGUCGUCAUUUCAGAGUCCAGUUUAGUCCAGGCUUUGACCCAUAUCGCUGUAGACGUGUAGUUUGUUGUAAUCUAUAAUUAUCAGUAUACAUAUCAGACAGUCAUGGCGGAAGGUGGUGAAACAGAGCCUGCGCCGAAGCCAUACGUCUCAGUAAUGAUGGGGAACGGCAAAUUUGACGAUUCGUUCAUGUCCACAGUAGAGAAGUACGAGUUUGGAAAGAUGCCAGACGGAGACAUUGUGUACGGCUUCAAAUUUACCAACAAGACGAAAGCUGAGGUUCACGUGAUCAGCUUGGGAGCAACUGUUCAGAAAGUGUGCAUGCCGGACAAGGAUGGCAAGGUCGUGGAUGUGGUGCACGGAUUUGAAACUGUGGAAGAGUAUUUGAGUGCGAAGAAUCCUUACUUUGGUUGCCACGUUGGCCGCGUGUCCAACCGUAUUGCUGGUGGCAAAUUUACGCUCGAUGAUGUUGAGCACAUCCUACCACAAAACAACGGACCAAACUGUCUGCACGGUGGCACGAAAGGAUUCGACAAGGCCAACUUUAAAGUGGACCAACGGCACGAUGUGGUGAUUUUCGAUCACACCAGUCCGGAUGGCGAUCAAGGCUUUCCUGGUGCUGUGUCGUUGAAUAUUGAGAUCUACGUGCAUGACACGGACAUCUGCAUGGAAUACCGUGCCACCAGUACUGCUGCUACGCCCAUCUCUAUCGCCAACCACUCUUAUUUUAACCUUGCUGGUCAUGAUUCUGGUUCAGUGAAAGGACAUGAGCUUGAGCUGUUCUGUAACAGGUACAUUCCAGUCAAUGACGUUCAGAUACCGCUCGGCACAUUUCUGCCUGUCAAAGACACACCGUUUGAUUUCACCGAGCAGCCGCGUGUCAUUGGUGACCGCUUGCACCAGGUAGAUGGCGGUGGUCAGCCAGGCUAUGACCAUUGCUAUGAGAUCAUUGGCAACUACAUGAAGUAUCGUCCAGUUGCAAAGUUGCGUGACCCAGUCAGUGGUCGCUACAUGAAAAUGUACACCACCAUGCCUGGCGUACAGCUGUACACCAGUAACUUUCUGGAUGGCAGUGUAGUGGGCAAGGAAGGAGUAGCCUACCCACAGCACAGUGCCGUGUGCUUAGAGGCUCAGUUCUACCCGGAUGCCAUUAAUCAGAGGGAUUUGAAGUACUUUUACAUCUUGAGGCCUCUGGGGCCGCCUCUUCAUGAGCGAACUCACUACGAAUUUUAUGCUUGAGUGAUGGUGCACUGGAUGAAGGUUGGCACACUGCAAUGGACCUUGCCAUGUACUGGAUGUUCUCGAUGUUUUCAGAUCCUGUCAAAGAGGUAACUGAUGUUACUUUGUCGCGCUUCCAUGUACCACCGUCUCUUGUGUCCUUUGUCAUCAUGGGUUUUGCCGUUUCAAAGACUUACCGGAAUCUUGAAGGAAUUUUGCGUCACUAUGUUAGCCUGCUUGUGCCGUAUCUUUUACCAAUUAGCUGCAUGUUGUAGCAUUAUAUCUUGCUCCUCUUCUUUAGAAGUUAGAACCUUCACACAUCACUUAUUUCAAACUUAUUCUCCUUAUUUUUUACUUCUAGUAGAAUUUCUUGUUAUGGCUGGUCCAAGCUGAAUGCUAAAAUUUUCAUUCCCUUUUCACUUUGCUUCGCUUUCAAACACUCCUCUAUCACUGCUGGCUGAAUGCAUCUUUAUCCUGUUUUAGAAAUGUGUUUAUAUAAAUCCUAAUUCAAAUCCUAAUUGGCAACCUA
Sycon ciliatum is the source of this 1841-nucleotide messenger RNA. RefSeq names its product galactose mutarotase-like. Gene Ontology annotation, molecular function: aldose 1-epimerase activity; carbohydrate binding. Gene Ontology annotation, biological process: beta-D-galactose catabolic process via UDP-galactose, Leloir pathway; glucose metabolic process. The coding region runs from base 200 to 1333 and encodes 377 amino acids. The transcript is spliced from 8 exons. The record is from RefSeq and is a predicted model, not a curated record. NCBI's taxonomy places the organism in Eukaryota, Metazoa, Porifera, Calcarea, Leucosolenida, Sycettidae.